Molecule: messenger RNA, 2391 nt
Organism: Meloidogyne enterolobii
Lineage: Eukaryota; Metazoa; Nematoda; Chromadorea; Rhabditida; Meloidogynidae
Source: the annotation of a GenBank genome assembly
AUGGUCAUAGGUGUUUUAAUUUUUAAUUUUCUCACAGUUUCCUUAAUUUGUCUUCGAUUAACUUUUACAAAUUCAGGUUUGAAAGGCAAAGAUUCUGCUCUUAUUGUAAUUAUUAUUGGUUUGGCAAGAGGAUAUCAAAUUUAUUUUAUGGAAAAUGGUGAAUUUGAAGAAAUAAUUUCUGUUAGAAACGCUCCUCUUAAAGAUGGAUUACUUCUUCCUUUUAAUGUUGAUGGUGUCGACAGUCUCUCCACUCAUCGCCCAAUAUUUGCUUCUGUUUUCGAGGAGUACUCUUCUGAUGGGAACACUUUAAAUUUUAUUUCUUUGAGUUCUGGAGAGACUUGGCGACGGGAUAAAUUUGACACUCACAUUGCGGAAAUUGAUUUUUCUUCCAACUGUUUUUUGGUAAUGCUUGCCGACAUUAUUAUAAUUUACAACAAUAAUGACCUCAUUGAACGCUUACGUGUAAAAAUACCAAAAGGUUGUCCAGUGUUUGCCUUGUCGGGAAAUUUCCUUGCUUUUGCGGAUGAGAAUUGGAAACAUUCAUUACUUUCUUGCGGAUUUUCAACUGACAAUCAUUCAACAGACAACCAUGUAAUGUUAACAGCCAAAAAAAUAACCAAAACGAUGACUUCUUUUGGUGGUUCUAUAGUCUCCUCAAUUACUACACCUUUAAAGAAUGUAAAUAAUAAUGGAAUUAUUAAUAACAACAAUAAAACGGGACUUGUAACAAUUGUAAAUAUUGAUCCAAAUUUAAAAUAUUUUUCAACAUGUUUUAAAGCGAACAAGAAUCAAACCAGCACUAAUUUGGAUUAUUUAGCACAUUUUUGUGCUCAUAAAAAUUCAAAAAUUGGCCAUUUAAUGUUUGGAAAGGGAGGUCAAUUGCUUCUAACUGGUUCUAGUUCAUCUACUAUUUUUAAUGUUUUUCUUGUCCAUGUACACCCAAAGAAUUCAGCUCUUUCAUGCAUACAACAUAUUUAUUCCCUUGUGAGAGGAAAUUCGACUGCAAAGGUCAUUAGCAGCGUUUUUUCAUCAGACAAUCGUUGGGUAGCAAUUUCUACAAAUCAUGGAAGUACCCAUUUAUUUGCUAUUACACCUUAUGGAGGUCGUGUAACAACACGUACACAUAACGGCAAAUUUAUGAAUAAAGAAAGUCGUUUUGAAAAAACUGCUGGAAUAAUUAAUAGAACAACAAAUUGUAGUAAUAGUGGAAAUGGUGGAGGUGGUGGAAAUCAUCAACAAGUUUUUAGAAUCCAUCCUGGCACAAAAAAUUCAACAUUAAUACGAACAGUGUCUAAUGCCCAUGUAUCCAGCUAUUAUGUUAAGCCUAUUGUAUUGUGUUCAUCAGUAUUGGCUAAACAAGCAUUAUUUUCUUCUGAAAGUUUUUGUGCUUGGGCUUCCGACAAUACCAUAAAUAUUUUACAACCAUCAAAUGGUAGUAGACUCCAUCAUAAAAAUGAUUACAAUUCCAAAGAUGUUUCACCAACAGCAAAAAGGGCUGUCAUUUUUACUGACAGUUUAAUUGAUAAGCAACAACAACGUCCAUCAAUCGUCUCUUCCUUAAUAAUGCUAGAAGGUGAUGGUGUAUUAACCCAAUAUGGAAUAGAUAUUACAAAUAAUUUACAAACAUAUAAUUCAAUUAAUAUUCUUAAAAAAUCCUUGUCAAAUGAUUUACCUUCUGAUUUUGAAAGGGGCAGUUGUAAUAGAAAAAGUUGUUUGUCAAUUAAUGAUAAUAGAAGAAUUAGUAAUAGCAACAACAAUAAUUGCAACAAUGUUGUAAUUAAUGAUUCUAUAAACAAUGCAAAGUUGGUUAGAAUGACUGAGUGGGAAUUAAGCAGAAGCAACAGUACUAUAGACUUUGAAGCAGUUAACCCUCCACUUCCUCAAAACAAUUCUUUUAUGAAAUUAUAUUUAAAAAGCAAGGAGAAGAACCAAAUUAAACAACAGGAAAAGAAUUGGCUUCCGUUUUUGGAAGUUAUUACUUAUUCUGGGCCUCAUAGAAGAUUGUGGCUUGGACCUCAAUUUUGCUUCAAUGUUCAUACUACAUCUUCUACGUCUUCAGAAUGUACAGAUGAGGACUCUUGCGAAAGCUUCAUUUCCCAAGUCAAUGGUCUUAAAAAGUGUUGCCCAGUCUUAAUCGAAAGAGAACAUCAACAACAUCACCAAAUGAAUGGAUUUAUUAAAUCAAACGAGGAAAUGGUUGUAGCAAAAAUUGUUUGUGGUUCUUGGUCUUCAGAAAUAGAUUCAAAAUCAAUGGAUGGGAUAUCUGGAAAAUUGAAAGAAAAAAUUGAUGAGGCAAUGAGAGAUUUGAAUUUGAGUGAGGAAAUGGAUGAUUCGCUAGAACAAAGUCAGGAAGAAGAGGAUCUCAUGACGCUUUCAAAAAUUGAUAUUUGA